CAUUAACGAGAGCUGCUGGGCCGGACCGGGUCGGAGCCAUGGCAGGCGCAGGGCUGCUGGAGGAACUGGAGCUCAGUGCCGAGGAGGUGGAGCGGCUCCAGCGGGCCUUCCGCGACGAGAAGUUCCGGGCGCUGUUCGCCGAGUACACGGCGGAGCUGGCCGACCCAGAGCAGCGUCGGCUGUACGAGGAGGAGGUGACGGCCCUGGAGCGGGAGCGCGGCAUGGAGGUGCGCUUCAUCCACCCUGAGGCGGGCUACGUGCUGCGCACCAGCCAGGCCGGCUCCCGCCGCUGCUACCUCAACGUCUGCAGCAACCCGCACGUCGGGGCGCCGCAGGCCCGAGCCGAGGACGGCGGCCACCGCUGGGCCCUUCCCUACAGUCUGGCUCCGGGUCGCGAGGAGCUGAGCCGCGGGGGCCAGCGCCGUCUGGUCUACGACGUGGUUUUCCACCCGGCGGCGCUCCGCCUGGCCGCCCGCAACGCCCGCUUCCGCCGCCUGCUCAGCGACACGGCGCUGGAUGCUGUGGAGCGCCACUGCUCCGUGGAGCUCGACCGCGCCAACGCCGUCGUCCUCCGCGGCACCAAGUACAAGGGCGUCCCGCAGGUGCCCGUCAUUCGCACCCCACUGCCCGGAGGCGCCCCGCCACAGCCUGACGACGGUGACUCUCCACUGCCGCACUUCCCUUUCCCGCCCGCUGCAGCCGCCGCCCCGCCGCCAGCCGCCCCCCCGCCGCCGGCACGGCCUCCUGGCCCCACCACGCCGCGCUGGAGCAUCCGCCACCGCUCCUACGUGGACCUGCAACACUAUCGGUAUAGCCGCGACUCGGCGCCCAGCCCGGUGCCACGGGAGCUGGUAGUGACGGUGGAGCUUCCGCUGCUGCGGUCCGCCGCCCAGGCAGACCUGAACAUCUGCGGCCGGGAGCUGCGCCUCGACUCGCAGCGUCCCGCCUACCGCCUUCGCCUCCGCCUCCCUUACGACGUAGACGAGAGCCGCGGGAGCGCCGCCUUUAACAAGGCCCAGCGGCAGCUCGUGAUCACGUUGCCCGUGGUACCGCAGCCCGGCCCACGGGAGCCGCUAGAGCUGGGCGGGGAGCGGGUGGAGAAGGCCGAACCGAGUGCCGAGGCGGGCGGGGGGGCGGCUUCUACCCCAGGCGGCAGCGGCGGCACGGUCCAGAGCAUGUGCGACGGCGGGGAGCCCGCCGAUCCACCCGCCGGUGGCGACCUGUCACCACCCCGCUCCGGCGCCGCUUCUCCUGCUCUGUGCUCCAGCCCCGAGCAGGCUGUGACCUGCGGCCUUGAUGAGGACGCCUCUCUGUGCCUUCCCGGGAACCCGGCCCUGCUGACCGUGAAGGGCAUCCCUAACGAGAUGGCUCUUCCCCGGGACUCCGGCAGCCCUGAGGCUGCCCUGUGCCCUCCCUUCCAGUGCCGGCAGGAUGAGACCUCCCUUACCCUGCUCGUGCAUGUGCCCUGCAUCAAGCCCCAGAGCCUCAGCGAGGACGUGGGCACGAACCACUACAGCCUCCACUUCUCCAGUGAGACUGGUUCCUAUGCCCUCUUCUUACAGUUUCCACCUGAAAACAAGCUGGCGUCCACUGAGACCAGCGUUAACGUGUCUGCCCACAACGCUGCCUUUGUGCUCACCAAGGCCCCUGACAGCACUGGGCUCUGGGAGAAGUUCAGCUUCGGCCUUGAAGCCUCCACUCUGCAGGAAAGAUGGUUUGUCAGUGAAGAAAACAUUGAUGGAUUUCUAGGCACUGUUUCAUGCCCUUCCUUUUGCUUCCAAUCAGCACCAGAAAGCCAGCCAUUAAUUGAAGUGCUUGAUGUUACGGAGGACAGAAUUCAAAUCAGGUUGACGCCGCAGGAAACAGUCCAUUCUGAAUGUGAUGGAAAAGAAGAAAUGCAUAGCAGCUCAGGAGGAGAGCUUGAUGAAAAGACAAAUGGCGACUACCCCCAAACAAAGGCAGAAACAAACUGUACUGCCGCUGACACAGUUGAGGGAGAACGUGCUGCAGAAACUAACAAAAUUUCCACAUCUUUUGCUGAAACAAUAGGAAAAGUAGGUUGUAGUUCACACCAUUGUUUGCAGCAUGAACCUUCUGACACCAGUUCAGCGAUUCCUGGCGAAUCUAGGAGAAAGCAACCAGAUUUAGAAAGUGCUGCCAUUGCAGAUGAAAGGGCUGUGGCUGCAAGCUCUGAAAAACAAGCAGGCCUUCUGCGGGAGGAGCAGGCGGGAGGCGAAGGGGAUGAAGUGGCUACUCCUGCAGGGUCAGCGCAGGGGGACCAGCACAGCUCGGACAGCAGAGCAGUCUCCCCGCUUCUGCGAGAAGUGAGCACGCAGGAUGGGAGUGUGCAGAUCAUCAGGGAUCACGUAACGCACUGCCCGGUCACCUUCCAGAAUUCUUUGCUGUAUGAAUUAGACUAGUUGAAUUAUUUUAGGAUUUCCUUCUGUUGUUCACUGCUUUACUGUGACUUCCACAGGUUGGUUUAUGACUUCAGGACCAAGAGUAGAACAUGGGUUCCUACUCAAACUGUUUUGUUUACAUGUUGACAGGGAAUACCUGUAUUGUUAAUAAUUUGUGAAGUUAGUAGGUCUGAGUUUUCUUAUGUAUGGGCUGAAAUAGUUUUACUUAACCAGAAGGGUGCAGUUGAAGAUGAAUAUGAGCUUGGGGAAGAAAAAUGCAUCUUAAUGUUUACAUACCUUUCUUAGUCUCUUGCUGCAUUACAGGGAGCAUUUGUAUAUAUUCUCCUUUUAACGGCUCCCUCAGGAUUUGCUGUGUUUAAUCCACACAGAAAUGAGCAGUAGUCAUAAUUUUUCAAACCUUUUUGUGAUAACUGCAGGAUUAGAUUUGCAGUGAUUUGUAGCAAGGAGCUGAAAUUUCUAAUUACACAGAGAAGUUCUAACUAGUCUCUGAGAAAUAACCAGCAUUUAUAGUGUAUUCCAUCCUAGUGUGUUACUUUAGAUCCACAGCACCUACUCCAGUCUGUCAAGCUAGCAAAUUCAGCUGCACAGUAAAAGCAGCCUUUUUUGUUGUACAUCUGCUACAAAAUAUUUACAAUUUGUAAAAGGCAUUUUUAUCCCGAUUACUUUUUAAAAACAGUUCCCCAAGAGCUUCAGCAUGCUGUUUGCUGAUUCACCUCUCUGAAGAAAGGAACAGAUCUAGUAAUAAACUUUCAGUUCCCUUUCUCACUA
This is a messenger RNA of Pezoporus occidentalis (night parrot), 3188 nucleotides long. It is a transcript of the gene DNAAF2, whose product is annotated as dynein axonemal assembly factor 2. The record is from RefSeq and is a predicted model, not a curated record. Bases 39 to 2420 code for a protein of 793 amino acids. Gene Ontology annotation, biological process: epithelial cilium movement involved in extracellular fluid movement; cilium-dependent cell motility; axonemal dynein complex assembly. Gene Ontology annotation, cellular component: cytoplasm. The transcript is spliced from 3 exons. Lineage: Eukaryota; Metazoa; Chordata; Aves; Psittaciformes; Psittacidae.